Pelmatolapia mariae (spotted tilapia) is the source of this 4421-nucleotide messenger RNA. RefSeq names its product DAB adaptor protein 1b (gene dab1b). The record is from RefSeq and is a predicted model, not a curated record. The transcript is spliced from 15 exons. Gene Ontology annotation, cellular component: cytoplasm. Lineage: Eukaryota; Metazoa; Chordata; Actinopteri; Cichliformes; Cichlidae. The coding region runs from base 993 to 2714 and encodes 573 amino acids. Gene Ontology annotation, biological process: lateral motor column neuron migration; ventral spinal cord development.
CUCCUCAUUUAAGCUUGAAACUAGAAUACUGGAGCCAAGAAAUAGUUAAUCUCUCCGGCUGCUGCUAUGAUUGGCCGCUGUAUGCAGCGCUUCAGCCUCCUUGAAUGAGAAAUAGGGGUAACCAAGCAACUUCAGUGCUGGAGAGAAGAAGAUAAAAAAAGCAAAAAGAUGAUAGGGCUUUACGGGAUUUUCACAAUGAUGGAAGAAUUUUGAAGCUGUUAACAGAAGAAAGAAAAAAAGAGGCAGAGGCAAUGUGAUUUCACCUUGAGUGUCCGGCAAAUGGAAUUAACAAAUGGAUUUUCUUAAACGCGCUUCCUCCCUCUCUCUCCCUCUCUCGCUCAUUGAGGGGGGGAAAUAGAGCGCUCAAAUGAAGGAGACACAGAUGUGGAUUAAAACGCACAAAUGGGACACUUCAGAAAAGCAUCCACUGAGAAAAGCGCUCAGUGCAAGUGACUGUGAUGGGCUGUCAAACCACAUCUAAAGUACUCUACCAAAGAAUAAUAUCCACUCCUGACCUACUCUGAAGAAAAAUAUUUCAUUCGAUCAAUGUCGCAGUCUCCCCCGCAGGGGAAUUACUCUUGAACAAUAGGUGAACCCUAAGAAAAGAGCAACACUGGACCAUGUGAUACUUGACCUUCAAAGAAAGAACUCAGGUGCACUCCAGAAGAUGUCAAAUCGGAUCUGAAGCAGCUCUCGGGAGGAUCGCCCAGCUCAUAAUUCAAGCACUUUUUCAUGUUUUGUUUUAUCAUUACUCAAACACCAUGGGCCAAAAGUGACAGAACGUAGUUAUUUUUGCUGGAUCUUCAUCUAAUGAGGAGUACCAGACAUCUCACCAUGGAUUUGAAGGAGAUUUUCUUCACCAAAGAGCAACAGUGAGAAACAUCAGAGUGGGGGGGGGGGGAUUGGACACUGGAGGCUUGGAGGAUUAGCUAGAGUGCUGCUAACCCAUGGUGGAUCUGCUGUGAGUGGGGAAAGGGACUCAGCGGUGGAGGAUGUCAGCAGAGGCCGAACUCCAGCCGGGUGUCAAAACCAGCCAGCGAAAGGAGUCCAGGAGGAUCAAAGGUCAGGACCGCAGUGAGGCGGGGCUUAUUAAGCGUUUCCGCGGAGAUGGCGUGCGCUACAAGGCCAAGCUGAUUGGGAUUGAUGAGGUGACAGCCGCACGCGGGGACAAGCUGUGCCAGGACUCCAUGAUGAAGCUGAAGGGAAUGGCUUCCUCGGCACGUUCCAAAGGGGAGCACAAGCAGAGAGUCUUCUUGACGGUCUCUUUCGGCGGGAUCAAGAUUUACUGUGAAAGAUCAGGGGUGCUCCUUCAUCACCACUCGGUCCAUGAGAUCAGCUACAUUGCCAAGGAUACCCGGGAUCAUCGCGCCUUUGGCUAUGUCUGUGGGAAGGAGGGCCACCACAGGUUUGUGGCCAUCAAGACCGCGCAGUCUGCGGAGCCUCUCAUCAUUGACCUGCGUGACCUCUUCACACUCAUCUACGAUAUAAAACAGCGGGAGGAGAUGGAGAAGAAGGCCCAGAAGGACAAACAGUGUGAGCAGGCAGUGUACCAGACUAUCCUGGAAGAUGAAGUGGAUGAUCCAGUUUACCAGUACAUAGUGUUUGAGGCUGGACACGAACCCCUCCGUGGCCCCCAGUCAGAGGAGAGCGUUUAUCAGGUCCCAACCAGUCAGCAGAAGGAAGGGAUCUAUGAUGUCCCAAAACGCCAUUUCAUGACUAAUAUCAACCACUUUGAUCUUUUCGGCGACAUGUCAACUCCUCCUUCGAUGCCCCCAUCACCUGCCAACACACUGGACCCUAGCAGGAGCAGCCGCCAGCAACAACACACUCCUGCUGAGCUGUACGCCCCCUUCAGCCCCACCUCUGUGCCAUCAGGUUAUAUGACCAUGGGCCCUGUGCAGGCAGCACAGUGGGCUCAGCAGCCAUUUCCCGCCCAGGCUCAGACUCUGGCCUUCCCUGUGCAGGCACCUCUGCAGGUGGCUCAGGUCCUCCCCAGUGGUCAGCCGGUCAUCUGGAGCCAGGCCAACAUUUUCCCUGCUACACAGCAGCAGUGGGCAGCUAUGGCAGCCUACAUGCCGGCCCAGACAGUGGGCGUGGGGGGCCACGCCAUCCCGGCCGCCAUGCUCCAGGGCUUAGUACCCAUAACCACAAUGUGCCCCCAGGCCUGCGACCUAUCAGCCCCGUCCUCAGCCAUCACCAGCCCCCAGCAUACGGCCGACCCCACCCUGCUCCAGAAGCAACUCAGCCUGGGUAAAGAAGGCUUCGACUCAGAUGCAGGUGAGGGUCCUUCCACAUCAGGAGCAGCUGUAUCAGUAGAACCUGGUGCUGUAUCAGCAGGGGUGAGCAGGUGCGGCACCCCAGGCCUCAUGAGUGUACCGGACACACUGGCCUGCAGUCAGCUCCUGCCACCUCCAGCUGCUGCGACCCAGGAAGAAGAAGGGAGCUGUAGCGACCUUGAUCUCUCUAGGAUGACUCUGAGCCCAGGUACAUCGACUUCACCGUCUACUGAGUCUCCAUCCACUCCAGCCCCACAGCAGAACUCAUCUUCAGACUGCCCCCCUUCCCAAGGCAGUGACCCACCCACAGAUCACUCCCCUGUUGACCCUGAGGGCAACUCCAGCAACGCUAAGGAGGAACAAUCGGGCUCUGCCGUUGUGCCCAGUGAAGCUGCUGAUCCUCCACAGGAUCAGACAUGUCCACAGGAAGACAGCUAGAGAACAUCAGACAGGUGAUGGAAGCUCUAAAGGCCGAAACAUGAGCUCACGAGAAAAAGAAGAAAAGAGAGAUGAGCGACUGUGAGCAGCAGCAUCUCACAGCCUGAAACACAGACUGCUGGGUUUUUUUUUCAACCUUUAAAGGAUAUUUUGGCAGUUAUGUAAUAGCUGGCUAUCCUAGGAUCUGCUUUCCUCCAGAGGCCACUAACUGUACUGUACUGUACUCCAGACUUUGGCUUCAUCGUCCAAUCAAUUGACCUUUCAACCAGGAAGUGACCUUUUAUCUUUGACCGAAACUGACAACAGGAGGUGAUUGCGUCCUCCUGUUCUGGAUUAAUGACUUUAUAUCUGCAAUGAUGUAAAAGACAAAAGAAAAAAACAACAUGGUUACACUGAUGAUGCAAAUUAUUUUUUGGAAAAGAGAGAGGAGCAGCGUCCUACUGGAUGUGGUUGACCUUCAAGUUCGUCAGCUGCCACCAGCAAACACUGUGCACAGCAGGAAGAUUUGCCAAAUGUUCUCAUAGCGUCGCUCCACCGACUCAGCCAUUUGCAUGAACAGACCUAACGUGGGUUCAGCGGACUCGGCUGUGAGCAGAGCUGAUCUCCGCAGCUUCCUUCUAGGCCUGCAACAAAUUUUAAAAAAAAGAAAGGUUAUUUCAUUUUUGUUUUUAUUUUAUAAGCUGUGAAUUCUCGGUUGAUGACGCUGAGUCACUGCAGAUAUCCACAUGACUCUGAGGCAUCAGCAUGGAAAUCAAGAUUUGCCAAACAUCUAUUUUGUAAAUAAGAAUCUUCCCACUCCCCCACACCCGAGCCUCUGUGCCAUAAGAUAGCUCUCUGCCUCUUGGAUGCCAACUACCUGUGUUUCUCUCAAACAAUGCCCUACCAGCACCUCCUUCUUCUUUUUUUUUCUUUUUUUUUUGACAUCUGGACAUUUGUUUCGCCUUUUUCUUUUCUUUUUUUAAAUUUCAAAAACUGUCUUCUGUUCAGUUAGUGAGAAAUGAACUGUGAAUCUGUGUUACAUUGUCAUUAAAAAUAAAAUUAAAAAAACCUACUAGACCCAGUUUUUGCUCAUUUUGAACUUGAAAAAUGACACAAGCGACGGGGCCGAAACAACAACUGCUUUUUCUUUUUUGUUGUAGUGAUAGGACGCUUUGCUUUUUAGAUAUUUGACAUUUCCAACUGAGGUCACGUUGUUUACACUUUGCCUGUCAUCUAACCGUAUCUCUGGUUUAAUAGGCGAGCAGAAUCAACUCAUCCUGCACUGACGUGGCUCGAUCACGCCAAGCUCGGAGACGGUCGAUAGCGUUCCGAUGCCUUAUCAGGUUUCUUUUUAUCAUCUUUUAUUGUUUUCUCUUUCAUUUGUCGGUGUAUACAGUAAGCAGGUCAUUGUUGUGACAAAGCACUUAGGCAUACUGUAGGUCUGCUCCACUGAAGUAAGAUGGUUGAAAAGACAGGCAACUUUAUAUAAUAUGAACAAUAGAGAUAUCACUAUUAACUGCUAGACUUACAAAAACAAAUGGUAACUGUACCCCUGCUUGUGUAAGAAAAAUGAGAAAUAGUCCCAAAAUAUUUUGUAAAUUUUAUUUAUGGAAUUAAGAAUUGUCAUGAAAAAGGAAAAAAAAAAGGACUUUUGUACGUCUAUGACUUCCCCCAUACACUGUACCCAUGCCACUGUUCAGUCACAAAUAAAAUACCAUGUGAUUCCCA